This is a messenger RNA of Stegostoma tigrinum, 11105 nucleotides long. Its product is annotated as monoacylglycerol lipase ABHD2-like. NCBI's taxonomy places the organism in Eukaryota, Metazoa, Chordata, Chondrichthyes, Orectolobiformes, Stegostomatidae. Gene Ontology annotation, molecular function: acetylesterase activity; monoacylglycerol lipase activity. Gene Ontology annotation, biological process: acylglycerol catabolic process; sperm capacitation; steroid hormone receptor signaling pathway. Gene Ontology annotation, cellular component: sperm flagellum; sperm plasma membrane. Bases 244 to 1539 code for a protein of 431 amino acids. The transcript is spliced from 12 exons. The record is from RefSeq and is a predicted model, not a curated record.
GGAGAAGGAAGGGGGAGUGUGAAGGAUCCUCAUAUCAAAGAACUGUGUGGGUGGAGAGAAGAAACUUGUAGGAGUUGGCACAUUCCUACUUGAAAGGAUUGAGGUGAUUGCAGUUCAUAAAUGAAUAUGGGUCGAGAUGACUUGCAGGAAUGGGCGUUGACAGUAAGGCUUUGAAGUCCAAGAACUGAACCUUGUUACCGGAACUGAAGUGUCUUACAAGAGUGAAUAACGUAAUUCGCAAGAAUGGCAGACUCGGAGAAUUUAAGGAUUGCUCCUGAAAUGCCAGCAAUGUUUGACGGGAUGAAGCUGGCUGCAGUCGCUGCAGUACUCUACAUCAUUGUAAGAUGUCUUAAUCUUAAGAGUCCAACUGCUCCUCCAGAGCUGACUUUCCAGGAUAAUGCACUCUCUCGAUUCUUGCUGAAGUCAUGCCCACUGCUGACCAAAGAAUAUAUCCCACCCCUGAUCUGGGGGAAAAGUGGACAUGUACAGACAGCAUUAUAUGGUAAAAUGGGACGUGUAAGCUCUCCCCAUCCUUACGGUCUCCGCAAGUAUCUCUCUAUGCCUGAUGGAGCAACUGCAACAUGGGAUCUUUUUGAGCCGUUGGCAGAGCAUAACACUGGAGAGGACAUUACUAUGGUGAUUUGUCCUGGGAUAGCCAAUCACAGUGAAAAACAGUAUAUCCGAACAUUUGUCGACUAUGCGCAGAAGCAUGGCUACCGAUGUGCUGUUCUUAACCAUCUUGGUGCUUUACCUAACAUUGAGCUCACCUCGCCUCGUAUGUUUACAUAUGGUUGUACAUGGGAGUUUGGUGCCAUGGUAAAUUACAUAAAGAAAACAUUUCCUCAGACCCAGCUGGUGGUUGUGGGAUUCAGUCUUGGUGGAAACAUUGUUUGCAAAUAUCUUGGAGAGAAUCGAACCAAUCAAGAGAAGGUUCUUUGUUGCAUCAGUGUUUGCCAAGGCUAUAGUGCUCUACGGGCACAAGAAACAUUCCUCCGAUGGGAUCAAUGUCGGAGGUUUUACAACUUCCUAAUGGCAGAUAACAUGAAAAAGAUUAUUUUGUUUCACAGAAAAAUUUUAUUUGGAGAAAAUGAGUGCAAAGCACCAAAUCCUCUGGCAGAUGUAGACAUUAGCAAACUUUAUACAGCAACUUCCCUGAUGCAUAUUGAUGACAAUAUCAUGAGAAAGUUCCAUGGGUAUGACACACUGAAAGAAUAUUAUGAGAAAGAAAGUUGUAUGCACUAUCUUCACAAUAUCCAGGUUCCUCUUCUACUAGUGAAUGCUUCCGAUGAUCCCCUAGUGCAUGAAAGCUUGUUGACCAUCCCCCGUUCGCUUGCAGAGAAAAAAGAAAACGUCAUGUUUGUGUUAACUUUACAUGGUGGCCACCUUGGAUUCUUUGAAGGAGCAGUACUCUUCCCAAAACCUUUAACUUGGAUGGAUAAGCUUAUUGUAGAAUACACAAAUGCCAUCUGUCACUGGGAGAAAAACAAGCCCCAUUGUACGGUAGCUGGAGACCAGAGCUGCUCAGAGUACAGUGAUUAACCUUUGCACAAAUCUCAUUUGCCAAACUCUAAUCAUUUAGCCCUUAUCAUUGUUACAUUCCUGACCUGGGUUUGACUACCUUAAGACUAAUCCCUGCUAUUAAUGUAGCUCAACCAGCAGAAUCAAACUCUUUUAUCACCAAGGUUUAAAUAUGAUUGUAAGGCCCUUUUCUAUGCCUAUCUCCACUAAAAGCAACUUGGAGCACACACAAAAUGAUGACUCACUGUGUUUGCACAACACCACAGUGAUUAGACAUGGGACAAGAGUUAUUCUUGCCAAGGAAUAUCUGAUAUCCGUAGGUUUGGAGCAAAUGAGCCACAUACAGGAUUUCUAGAGGUUAAACGUGUCUUUGCAAGAGCUCAUUUGUUUAAAAAAUUGUGCCUUCUAUUAUAUAUCUUUUAAUUUAUGACAAAAGGCAUUUAUUUUUCUGCCCUGCCAAAAGAUUCAGUUUUGGUCAUUUGAUCAGACUAAGUGCAGCAAAGUGUUUGAGUUUAAUAAAUACAUUUGCAAAGAGAAGACUUUCACUGGCUUUUGUCAUUUUAGAGAAGCUGAAUAUGGAACUCUCUUGGAGGGUGGGGGCAGGGGAACUCUUGCAACAUUAUUUUGUUACUUCUGUUGGCAGCUGUGUGACAGGUACUCCAGACAGAUAUUGUAAAUGUCUUGUUCAGAUGUGUUAUGACAGAUUUAAGGAGAAGGUGGAACUUGAACUUGAGCCUUCUGGUUCAAAAGUAGGGAUGCUACCACUGCAUCACGAGCCGUCCAUAUGAUACUCCAGGAAACAGUUUUGAGCUGGAUGAUCAGCAACUGUGGUGCAGUUUGCCUCUGGAAUAUGUAUCAAAUCUGAGUGUUUGCAAUGACUCAGUACUUAAUACUGUAGUGUUUGAUCAGCACUAUUUUUAGCCUUUCAAAACAGACAAUAGAAUGUCUAUGGAAAUAAUUUUGCAAAAAACUAAAAUAAUUUCCAUUUAAGUCCAUGUAUUUCUACCAGUUUUGUAUUUUUUUUUUCAAAUAUGGAAGCUACUGCAUUGACUCAUGGGCAUGGAAGGUGGUCUAGAUCUACAUUUAUUUAAAAAUCCGUUUUAAAAAUGUUAUUUACUCUGGUUAUAAAUGUUGCCCUAUGUAGAGAUCAUUCCACUGAGAACUUGAUAUAUUCUCAGCCAUUCCAGCAAGUGCAAAGCUAGUUGUGAAUCCUCUUAAAUCGGUUCGGUGGCUGUUCUAUUGCCUAGUGGAAUUUGUAUAUGCACAGCCUUUUAAUAUUUUUGAAUCAAACAGUUGAAAGGAGAUGUAAAUUUCCAGAAAGUUAGUUGAAAUGUUAAUCAGUUUUUAAUGCCUAUUUCUUCUCGCUACUAUAAAACUGUUUCCCAAGUUAUUCCUGAUCUGUGCAGUGUUAAAUGAUUUUGAUUAGGGAAGCAACUGGAAAUGCUUCAGUUAGUGACUGGACUCAGGAUAAUUGGAAAUAAAACAUUGCCUUCCACUUUCCGAUCACUCACUUCCCAAUAAUUUUUUACAGUGCACCCAUUUUUGUGGAAUGGUCUUAGAGAUAUAUGAAUGCAUUUGCUGCCUGGAAAUUGAGGAAGCAUCAUUUGAAGAGACAAAAAUUCAGAAGCCAAUAUUAUCCAAUGUUCCAUUUCUUCUUUGCCCAUUCCAGGAACAGCUGUGUUCUAUUUAGUCGUCCAAUGACAGUGGAUGAGUAUGAGGUUUUGUUCAGUAUCCAGUUAGGUCUUGGAGUUUCAACACUAGGAAAAUAUGAUAUUGGUUAGGGUUAGGGAGUCAAAUGAUGCUCACAUCAGAGAUUCUGUAGUUAAACCCUAAUUGAGUAGUUUCUGUAGACUGAUUUAUGAAACCAAGUUAGAUUUUUGAGUAUUAAUGACUGCUAAAAUAAUUUUGCAAGUUCUGUCAACUGUUCUAAUGGUAAUUCAAUCUGAGUACUUUUUAUAAUAGCAAAAGUAUAAAACUUAUGCCGCAUCCAGUAGAAUGAACACCAGCUUGGCCAAGUCAUUAGUUAUUAAACUAAAGACUGUUGAGUGCAUUUGUAUGUAGUUACCAUCACCAUGCCGGCAGAAGGUCUCUUUGACUAAGUUCAAAUUAUGUAUAAUACUCCACUGUGGAGCUGUGAGGCUGCUUCCAACUUGAGAAGAAAAAUCAUUUAUUUGAAUCUGUGCUUUAAGAUCUGAAAAUUAGGUUAUGAUUCUCUGCCCCUGGUUUUCAAGGCUGUCAGGUUAGCCAUAUGCAAUUGUAUAACGUUGUCAAACAUCUGUGUAUAGAUGUGUUAGCUAAUGCUGUUGCUGUACUUGGGGAGUUUGGUAAAGGGCAGGGAAAGCAUUGGCAAUUACUUAAUCAACUGAAAAGCUUUUAAUAUUAUUGUUAAAAUGGCUAAUCCUAUAGGAAACUUUAUCUGAUCAGGUGAUUAGUGCCUUGAAAACUUCAGUAUGGAUAGUAUACAGUUGGCUUCCAGGCAGCCAGCUCCUGGUAGAAUGAUAGAUUUCUAUUUGUCUGUGUUUCUGGGUGAUGUUUGAUUGUAUAAAAUCUGAAUUUUCCUGCUUGAAAAUCGGACUGUGUCGAUGUGCAAAAAAUGACCUCUUAUCAUGUUGUUCUGGAAGCGUUACAAUUCUACAACAUUUUUAAGCCAUUUAGAAAUUGCUUGAUGAUUUCUCCUUAAAAGAAGGAAAUCAGUUUCAAACUGCUAAAGUCAAACUUCUCACUCCCUGGAAUAUCUUGGGCUAACGUUGGUCUGUUGAUGGUUAACUUUUAUGGGUGCUUCAUCUGAUUUUUACUUAUUAUAGGUGGUAGAAUUGAUGUAAUGAAGACCAAAGACAACAUAACUCCAUUAUCCCAUGUUUAGCAGUUUCAUUAUUCAGGUGAAUUCACAUCUGAAUGAUAUGCUGGAGAGGUAGGACAUGAUGGAUAAGAUCUGAACUUUGUGGUAUCUAUUAGGGCACUUGUAAUUUGAAAAGCUUCUAGUUACGGCAUUUGGUAUGUACAUAGGAGUAGCACUUAAGGUUUAUGUUGGGCAUGCUAAAGAUAAUUAACCAUUUUGGCACAUUUUAGUCUAGGUAAAAUGGCAUAUAGAUGUGUUUACAUUUGACUAACCUACCUAUGCAAGAUCCUUUUUCCAAGCCUCCUUGACCAAGAUUGAGGUAUAAUUUAUUGCUAGUCAAGUAAAGAUUCUUUAACUGCAUUUCUUGUGCUCAAUUCAGCUGCAAAUCAUUUCAGUACUGCAGUGCAUUAAAUGGCACUUGAACAUCAAGCCUUGACAUUCUCUUAGUGAAUGUAAUAUACAUUUUAGGAUUAGUGAUUUGGUAAGUGUAAUGACUGCAGUAAUCUGCAGUAACUUGCUCCAACAGCACAAGUUAUUAGCAACUUGACUAGUUGAGACUAAUAUCAACAAUGUUGGAUAGGUAUCCUUUCAAGGCCAGUUGGUUGAGUUUUUUUUAAGAACCAUAAAUAACCAUCAGUAAAAUGCUGCCUUUCCUUUGUUAUUUUGUGGUUUUGUUUUUGAACAUUUUCCUUCAACACAUUUUAGUCUCUAUUACGCAGACUGAAAGGUGCAUGCUGAAUAUCUUAUUAUAGGACCUUUCUCAUUUUCACUGCAUGUUGGAGGGUGAAUUGUAAUAGAUCAUGGACAUACGCUGCAAGAUAAUGUUGGUAAUUGUCAUUUAAUAACUUUUUGUUUUUGUGAGGUUUUGAGUCUAAUAUUGCUAUUUCCGCAAUUAAACGAGCAAUCUGGCCUUUAUAAGAAGAAUACUGUGAGCUAAUUAUUUGAAACAAAUAGUUUCAUUGAAAGCUUCUUUUGGAGUUGCAAUAUCCUCAUUGGUUUCAACAUUUCAUCAUUGCAUUGUGUUUGGAAUUGCAGUUCUAAGGUGUAGUCUAUAAGCGCACUCUACUAUUUUGAAUGAGUUAGACCUGCCAAGAACUGUGUAAUUAGGAGACUGGUGAGUUUACGUCUUUUUUUUCUUUUGCAUAUAACCUCAACGUCAGAUACAAAGUGAAAAUGUAGAGUUUUGCCUGCCUUUGACUAGCUUGCCAAUGCACAAUCAUUCUUUGAAAUGCAUUGCUGAAGAUUAGGGCAUAAGAAAAAGGUUUUGAUUUACGCUUUUAUAAUAAAUGUCUGUUGUCAGGACUGUGGAACUAACAUAUACUUGUCCAUGAUCUAUAACAUCGAGUCACAAGUCCUUAAAAAGCUUGGUAAAGAUGUCCCUAAAAUCCCAAUUAUAUGUAAAAUAAUGAGCAAUCUUGAGCAGUUUGAAGAAUUGAACAUUAAACGAGCACUUUAGUAUAAUGAUAGUAGGAACUGCCGAUGGUGGAGAAUCUGACAAAAUGAGGUGUAGAGCUGGAUGGACACAGCUGGCCAAGCAGCAUCAGAGAGGUGGGAAAGCUGAAGUUUCGGGCCUAGACCCUUCAGAAGAAGAGUCUAGACCCGAAACAUCACCUUUCCUGCUCCUCUGCUGCUUGGCCUGCUGUGUUCAUCAGCUCUACACCUUGUUACUUUAGUAUAAAUAUGCUUUUACCAAAUAAAUCCCUGUAUAAGCACAGCAGUCCUGUCAAGUUCCUGUUUGUGGUAAUGACUGGAGUCUUGCUUUGAACUUUCACAUCUUGAUCAAGUUUUAGUGAUUUUGUUCCUUAUUCUAAUGAAUAUUUAGUUCUCAACUUCCUGUCUGUUCUGUUAAUUUUGGUAGCAAACUUAGUUCACAAAUGAAACUAAGGUAAAUCUGGAAAUAUUAUUCAUGUAAGGUAGUUUUUUAAAACCACUGCAACAGCCUAUGAAUACCAUUAGUUUAGGAGGAUCUGCACUUUGGCCGAUGCAGCUUUACCAUAAUAUAAAGCUGGUUUUAAAAUCUCUAUAUAAAUAUGCUCCAAAUAGUUUCAAGGGAAGUUUAAUAGCAUGACACGCCUUUAUUAACUUCUAAGUGCUGAGCAGAGGUUCUUCACUCUAAAAAGCAUUUUAUUUUAAUUAAAUUUUAACAAAUAAAUAAAGCUCAGAUUUGAUUGAAAUUUGUAAAUCAAUUCAUGGGAUGCAGUGCUAAGAUAUCAUGUGAACCUAACUGAAGAGAAUGUCCAAAUAAUUCAUUCUUUUUUAAUCCUUUUUUAUUUCUUUUGAACUUUACCAGUUUUACCAGAAUAAAUAAGGGAAAGUAUUUUUGCCCGUGUAUCAGACCAUCAGUUAUAAGUAGAAAACAGAAAUGCAAAAUAUUUUAUGUCCUGUAAUGGUUUGUACUGUCAAAACUUCACUGUCAUUCACGUCCUGAUGUCUUUUGAUAUCUUCCCUUUAAGAUAUCCAUAUGCCAACAAAUUAAUUCUGUAUUUUCAUAAAAGCAGAAUUUAUUGAUAAUGUACACCUGUAUUUGGAUAAUGUAUGGUGUUACAGUUUCUAUUUAGGCGAUUAAGACCAUAUCAGAAAACGUAAAGUUACUGCAAUCAUUCAGAUCCCCGCAACACAUUCUAUGUUCUGUGUCCUUGUUGAAAGGCAUGAAAGUUCCAGAGUAAUACGGCUUAGCUUAUAAUAUUCAACAGUCCUUUAUUAACCGCUAAUAUCCUAUGAAAGUGUCACUAUCCUUAACAAUGUUUCAAUCAAUGUUUAUGAUGAGUAGAACUAAUAUCUGCACUGUUUGACAUGAACAUAACAUUGAUUAAACCAAGGUUUUCCACAAUGUUCUGCAUUAACUGCUAUUCAUUUUUAUUUGUGUUCACAAUAAGCUGUCUUUUUAUACAAUAGGUAAAUAAUUAUUAAUUUUGGAGGAAAAACUUUGAACUAUUUUGAGGGAAAUUUGUGUUUUUUCCUUCCCAAAGAAAAUAACUGGCUAUUGUAAAUUUACAAUGCUCUCUCGCUCUGCCCCCUCCCCACUUAUGCACUUAAGAUAUUAUACUAUAGGUUAAUGUUUACAGAAAUUGCACAAUAUGAUUUUAAUACCACCUUUCAGUCUUCUAUUUGCUGAGGUUAUUGUUGAACCAUAUUCUAUUUUAGUUGUUAUUAUUUGGUGUGUUGAAACCAAGCCUAGAAGAUGCAUUGACAUUGAAUUGGUGCAUUCAGAUACUGAUUAUAUGUUUAGAUAUUUGUUCUAUUGAUUCCAGUUUGCCUUUCUCCUGUUUUAAGAAAAUAAAUUUUGUUUCUCUAUAACUUUAUUUUUCUGAUCACUUCACAGAAUAGAUCUACAAAAGAAAUGUACUAAGUUGUAGAAUUCCAGAAACACACAUCUCUCAAACAUUUGAUGGAAAAUAAGGACAUUUUAUAUAGUGCCUUUAGUGCUCUCAGGAUGUUCACAAAGCAUUUCACAAUGUAUAAGGUACCUUAAGCGUGAUAUCUGGCUGCUGUGUUUUUCUGCAUUUCAGUAAUUUGUGUACAGCAAUGUUCCACACUUGCCAUUGAUUUAAUUUUAUAGUAACAUUGAAGGAUAAAUAUUGGCCAAGCAACAGAACUUCCCUACCACCCACUUCAAGUAAUGCUGUGGAAAUUUUUAUACACAGUUAAGGGGGAAGCUGGGGAUCUCCAUUAAUUCAGUCCACUGCACUAAAUUUUUUUGCACUUUAAUGUUGACAAUUUUUGACAGCAAAGUGAAAUACCCUCAUAGGUUAAGAAUUCCACCAUAAGAGGAAAAAUAAUUUCCCAUGACAGUAAGCAUCUCUAACAUACCUCUUUCUUCUUCAAGUUACAAGUAUAAUCUACACACAACUUCAGGAUUUGCAUUAGUUCAGCAUACACCAAUGGAAAAACUUGCAGAAUUCAUCUGAGGAAGUGUCACCGGACCCAAAUCGUUAACUGUUUUCUCCUUCACAGAUGCUGCCAGACCAGCUGAGUUGUUUUCAGCAACCUUGUUUUUGUUCCUGAAUUACAGCAUCCACAGUUCUUUUGGUUUUUAUUUUACGGAAUUCGUCAUUGGAUGUGGAUAUGUAAAUUAUGAAUUGGUAAUUUAAUUUAAGACACUGCAAAUUUCAAAAACUUUUAAUGUGAUAAUACAAAGAUUUUUAGUAGAACUGCAUAUGACUGAUACUGCUUAAUGAUUUUGAAAGAAAACAAAUCCCUUGAACCUUCUCAAACUGGGCAUUUUGUUUUAGUCCUGUUUUAAUAUAUUUUGUUUCUUUUGUGUUGCAAAUCCCUGAUCCUGUUUACAAUACAGUCCAAUAGAUUAAAAAUUAUUGAUGUAAAUCGAAGGAUUUGUUAAUCACAUUUAGAAAAAGAUAAAAGUACAGCUUUAAAAAAGAAUUGCGAUCAGGGGAUAUGCUCCACAGUAUGCACAUCUUUAACAGCUGCAGUUGGUUUCUAAUGUACUGAUAUAGCUAUCUCUACAAGUAUGGUCAGAAGCUACAGUUUUGUUUGGCUUGACUUGGCCUGUGACAUAGAAUAUUCCAUAAUGGAGAUUUCUUAGUAAUGCAAUAAUGUUCAUUUGUGAGAUUUAGGGACCUUUCAUGUACCUUUUUUAUAAAAAACACUCUGGAGGUUCAAACAUCUGACAGAAAAUCUUUUUGAAGUCUAUCUGUUUUAAAUUUUGUAAGGAUUGAUAGUAAAAUUUGUGAAUGGCAAAAAUUAGUCAAUAAAACCAGGAAAAAAACACAUCACCUGUGUCAGCAUUGGGACGCUGUCUUUUUUGGAUAAUGACCGGCAGUUGUGUAUUUCCAAUAUUUUGUUUCCUUUAAUAUUGGAAAUGGGAGCCUUUCCUAUAACUGUAAAUCAUAUGAAUUGUAAGCCCUCUUCUGUUGAAUUGAUCUGUUUGUAUCAAAAUCCCCCCCCACUUUACCACAAAUAGCUUUCCAAUGAAAGUGUUUUCCCUCUCUGGGGCAGGAUUUGAACUUGGGUGUCUGCAGGGGUGACUGGUUUUGUUCCUUGCUCCUUUUUAUAAUUUCACCUUUUCGGAUGAAUCUUGAUUAUGUUUUAUCUUGCUGUUAAAAUUUCUAUCCAGGAAUAUUCAACAUUGUAGGAUUGAAUUAGAUAAGUGCAUUAAUUGUUUUUAUUUCACAACCUGUUCACUGGCUUGCAUUUCUCCAGACAGAGCAAUGCAAGUCUCGGCCAUGAUCCUCUAGGUGCCAGAUCCUGGCAAACUCUGCCUGGCAGCUAGGAAAUUAUGUGGGAUCAGAAUUGGCAGUCUUUGGCAUAGACACCAAGGCAUGCAAAGGUGGAAUCCAAUUGAAGUGCAAUUUAUAACCACUGUUUACAAAUGACUGUAUAGAAACAUUGAGCUGGGGCCAGAUGUUUUUUCUGAAUGUGAUCAUUAGAGAGUCAUCACCACUAAUAGUAACAGGUUCAGGACAGGCAGAUAGAAACUUAGGGGCCUGCUUGUGUAUCAUUACUAUAUUUGUUGCUAGGACUGAGGACAUCAGAAACUGGGGUGCAAUAUAAAAAGAAAGCAGUGCCCUUUGACCUUCCUUGUGUCUCUUUAGGAAAUGUUCCUUCUAUUUGACUCUAGGUGAAACCCACCCAACUGAGAAAAGCAAUUCAAGUGAUUGAACUGCCCUGAGGCUUGACCUUGUGCCUUUGUAAUGAUAGUCUAUUCAAGCUAAAAGGUAUUCACUCAAGAAUGAAGUUAAGAAAUGUUAAUGGAAGGAUUACAGCCUUUUGCAAACUCACAGCAUAAAUCUGUUUCUUUGUAGUCCUGUGCAUAGCAAUGUGCAAUUUAAUGAGAAAUGACUUUAUUCCCCAGUUUUGCUUUAUUCUUGUGGCUUUUGCAGUAGUUUUAUUUAAAUUUUUUGAAGGAGUAGAGGUCAUGUUUGUUAGAUUCACAUGAUUUCAAUGGAUGGCUCCAUUUCAUUUCACACUUUGACACUUGCACAAUAUUCCUGACAAAUCCAUGUAUCGGUUGGAGUGUGUCAAUAGGCCGUCCUGGAACAGAGCUAAGGAUGAUUAUUACCAGAGUGCCAAUUAUCAGAUUCUAAACAAACAACUUACAUAUAGAAAGGAUCUUUGCGAGGGAUCAGGUGUUUUAAAAAGUGUUCGGGUGAUCACUGUCUUGGAGGCCUGAGUAUACAAAGUACCAUAGCAAAUUAUAAUAUAAAUAAAGUGAAAUGUAACUGGACAAAGGAAUAUGGGGUCAGGGUGAGGGUGCAGAAAAGAUUGGUAUUUGAAUAUGCACGUGUGUUCAAUUCAAAGUUUGUAGGCAUAUGAGAAGGCAAAAUUUUUGUGUAAGUUUUAUGUUUCAAGUUUAUCCAAAAUAAAACAUUUGCAGCCCUGUUAGCAAUAGUUGGAUGUCUUUAUUGCAUACAUUUGAUGGGCACUUCUCAUGCUGAUGAGCGUGCAAUUUUUGCAGUGUUGAUAUUGGAGACCUUUAGCAAACCCACAAGCGCAAUGCCCUGUGUGAUCUGUUAUUCCUGGAGAAUCAAACUAUCAAGUGAUAUUCUGAAUUUUAUUCAGCACCACAAAAUCAAUAGGAAUUACAGUAAGAAGCAACUAGCAAUGCAAUGUUCCAAACAUAAUAAUGUUUACCUACAAAUGAAAUAGAAUUUUGUUCCUUUGUGUUGAUUUCUAAGCAAUCUGCUUGUUGACCUGUAUGGAAUUGUGCAAUGUAUUUAAAUAGUUACACUUCCACUGUUUUCUUUAUUGCAUUAAAAUUGUUGCAGAAUUUUAUAGAUUUUAUUUGAAU